Molecule: messenger RNA, 5920 nt
Organism: Linum trigynum
Lineage: Eukaryota; Viridiplantae; Streptophyta; Magnoliopsida; Malpighiales; Linaceae
Source: the annotation of a GenBank genome assembly
CUACUUCACUACAACAACAACAACAACAACUAACCUCUCCCUCUAUUUUCUUUCCCCCGCGGACUUUUCCUCCUUCCUUCUUCGUUUUUUUCUUUAAUGGUUUUUUUCCCCAUUGCCCCUUCUUCUACUCUCCCCUGUCUUUGUCUGUCUCUAUCCCUUCGCCAUAAGCAAGAGAUCUUCCGGGACCUCCCCGUCUCCAAGUAAGGAAUUCUUCUCCCCCCUGCAAAUCCACAUUACCGAUACCAGUAUACCACCGCCUUUGAUUCUGUCGGCGGGAGAUUGCUUCCUCUUCUACAAAGUUCCGUGCUUGCUUGACUUGUUCAACUCCCCCAAAUCUGGCGGUUGAUUGAUUCGCCAGCUAAAAACCUUCUCUGGGUCUGCAACUCUCUGCUAUUUUGCGUACUGGGUUGAGUCCCCUUUUUUAUUUCCAGUUAGUGCAGAGAAGGUGAUCGGCGAAAUGCUUGUCUGAGAAAAGGUGGGAGGAGGAUUGUUGGUGUUUUUUUCCCCCCUUCCUCUUUCCUCUUUGAUUUGUUUUGUCAGAGAUAGGGGAGCAGGGGAAACAAAAUGGGGAGGAGGAAGUUGAGGUUUAGCAACUUGUAUUCUUUCUCAUGCUUCAAAUCACCAGCGACUGAUGAUCAUGCUCAAAUCGGGCGAAAGGGUUACUCCAGGGUGGUUUACUGCAACGACCCUGAUAAUCCAGACUCACUUCAGCUCAAUUACAAGGGGAAUUACGUCUCCACCACCAAAUACACGGCGGCCAACUUUAUUCCCAAGUCGUUGUUUGAGCAGUUUAGGCGGGUCGCCAACUUGUAUUUCCUCGUUGUGGCUUUCGUCUCCUUCAGUCCACUGGCUCCUUACAAGGCUGUCACUGUUCUUGCGCCUCUGCUUAUGGUGAUUGGAGUUACCAUGGUCAAGGAAGCCGUUGAAGAUUGGCGGAGAAGGAAACAGGAUGUAGAAGCUAACAAUAGGAAGGUGAAAGUGUUUGGAAAGAGUUAUACAUUUACAGAAACUAGAUGGAAGCAUCUCAAAGUUGGGGAUGUGGUUCAAGUUGAUAAGGAUGAGUAUUUUCCUGCUGAUCUUCUUCUGCUUUCUUCAUCCUAUGAAGAUGGAGUAUGUUAUGUGGAGACGAUGAAUCUCGAUGGAGAGACUAACUUAAAAUUGAAGCAUGCUCUGGAAGUCACUGCCUAUCUACGUGACGAAGAAUCUUUGAAGCGACUCAAGGCCAUGAUCAAAUGUGAAGACCCGAAUGAAAAUCUCUACUCUUUCAUCGGGACAUUGCAUUACAACGGGAGUCAGUAUCCGCUCUCGCCGCAGCAGAUUCUCUUGAGAGAUUCGAAGCUCAAGAAUACUGACUAUAUCUAUGGUGUUGUGAUUUUUACUGGCCAUGACACGAAAGUGAUGCAGAAUUCCGUGGAUCCUCCUUCAAAGAGGAGCAAAAUCGAGAGGAGAAUGGACAAGAUUAUUUAUAUCCUUUUCAGCACGCUAAUCGCUAUAUCUGGUGUUGGUUCUGUGAUUUUUGGGAUUGAGACCAGGAGAGAUUAUGAAGAUGGGAAGUAUAGAAGGUGGUAUCUUCGACCAGAUCAUACUACUUCGCUCUAUGAUCCUCAAAGGGCACCACUUGCUGCUUUCUUACAUUUCUUGACAGGACUCAUGUUGUAUGGGUACUUGAUACCAAUAUCGUUAUAUGUGUCGAUUGAGAUAGUGAAGGUCUUGCAGAGUGUUUUUAUCAAUCGAGAUCAAGAAAUGUAUGACGAAGAAUCGGACAGGCCAGCACGUGCUAGAACAUCUAAUUUGAAUGAAGAACUUGGUCAGGUUGAUACUGUGCUCUCUGACAAGACCGGUACUUUGACAUGUAACUCAAUGGAGUUUGUGAAAUGCUCGAUAGCUGGGAAUGCCUAUGGCCGGGGUAUGACAGAAGUAGAAAGAGCUCUCUUGCAAAGGAAAAGUGGGAAGCCAGUAGUAGAAGCUGAUGAUUCAUGUAAUGAUUCGAAUGACUUGGGAAAGUCAGUGAAGGGGUUUAACUUCAGAGAUGAACGCUUAAUGAAUGGGUGUUGGAUUCACGAACAAGAUUCUGAUAGGAUACGGAUGUUCUUUCGAGCAUUGGCACUUUGCAACACGGCAGUUCCGGAGGAAGACAAAGAGUCACAUGGUGUGUUUUAUGAAGCUGAAUCACCAGAUGAAGCGGCAUUUGUUGUAGCUGCUAGGGAGAUGGGGUUUGAGUUGUAUGAAAGGACACAAAUGACCAUAUCACUGCAUGAGUUGGAUCCCGCGUCUGGUAGACGUGUUGAUAGAGUAUACAAGCUUCUUAAUGUUUUGGAAUUCAGCAGCUCACGGAAAAGAAUGUCUGUGGUUGUAAGGAGUAUGGAAAAUCAGCUCUUACUCCUAUCCAAGGGCGCAGACAGUGUAAUGUUUGAGAGGCUCUCGGAACAUGGGCGAGCUUUUGAAGCUGAGACCAAGGAGCACAUAAAAAGAUAUGCUGAGGCAGGUCUCCGAACCCUGGUAGUUGCAUAUCGUGUGCUUGAUGAAACUGAUUAUUGUAAUUGGGAAGCAGAAUUCACAAAAGCGAAAACAGCAGAAACUGCAGACCGUGAUAUGUUGGUGGAUGAACUCGCUGAUAAGAUUGAAAAUGGUUUAGUUCUGCUUGGUGCAACAGCUGUUGAGGACAAAUUGCAGAAAGGGGUUCCAGAGUGCAUUAACAAACUUUCACAGGCAGGGAUUAAUAUAUGGGUCCUAACUGGUGAUAAGAUGGAAACCGCGAUAAAUAUUGGUUAUGCUUGUAGUUUACUUAGACAAGGGAUGAAACAGAUAACCAUCACAUUAGACUUGCCGGAUAUUGAUGCAUUGGAGAAACGAGGGGACAAAGAGGGUGCUUCUAAGGCUUCUCUUGAAAGUGUAUCGAAGCAAAUCAACGAGGGAAAAUUCCAAAUGACUUCUGCUAAAGCAAGUUCAACGGAACUGAGUUUGGUUAUUGAUGGAAAGUCUUUGGGCUAUGCCCUCGACAAGAAGCUGGAGAUGUCCUUUUUGGAGCUUGCCCUCAGUUGCGCUUCUGUCAUAUGUUGUCGGUCUACUCCUAAACAUAAGGCUCUUGUCACAAGAUUGGUUAAAACAAGAACAGGUAAAAUGACGUUAGCUAUAGGCGAUGGGGCAAAUGAUGUCGGCAUGCUCCAGGAAGCUGACAUUGGAGUCGGCAUAAGUGGUGCUGAAGGAAUGCAGGCUGUGAUGGCAAGUGAUUAUGCAAUAGCACAGUUCCGUUUUCUUGAACGUUUGUUGCUAGUUCAUGGUCAUUGGUGCUACAGGAGAAUAGCCAUGAUGAUCUGUUACUUCUUCUACAAGAACAUUGCAUUCGGGUUUACAUUGUUCUGGUACGAGGCGUAUACAUCUUUCUCUGGCCAGCCUGCCUACAACGAUUGGUACAUGUCAUUCUACAAUGUCUUCUUCACUUCACUUCCGGUAAUCGCCCUUGGAGUUUUCGACCAGGAUGUCUCAGCCAGGCUCUGCCUUAAGUAUCCAGUACUAUACCAAGAAGGCGUCCAGAACAUCCUCUUCCGUUGGUCCCGAAUCCUUGGCUGGAUGUGCAACGGAGUCCUAACCUCCAUAAUCAUAUUCAUCUUCACCACAAACUCCAUGAUCAAGCAGGCACUCCGUGAAGACGGGCAAGUGACCGACUACGCAAUCCUCGGUGCAACCAUGUACACGUGUGUGGUAUGGGCCGUGAACUGCCAGAUGGCGCUCUCGAUCAACUACUUCACCUGGAUCCAACACUUCUUCAUCUGGGGGAGCAUCGGCUUCUGGUACAUAUUCCUCAUCAUGUACGGCUACGUCUCCCCAACCCUCUCCACGACGGCUUACAUGGUCCUUGUGGAGGCUUGCGUCCCAAGUCCUCUCUACUGGCUAGUCACGGUGCUCGUCGUGGUGUCAGCACUGGUGCCUUGCUUCGCGUACAGGGCGUUCCAGUCCAGGUUCCGUCCCAUGUACCACGACAUCAUACAGAUACGGCGAGCUGAAGGGUCGGAGGAGAUCGAAUCAGGUUCUUCUGUUUCGGGAGAGUUGCCUAGAGAUGUGAAGUUGAGAGUGCAGCAUUUGACAGAGGGGUUGAUAACUAGGAAGUCGUAGCUUUUGGUGGAAUCCCAGUUGUUGUUUUAGAAUUCUUUUGUCUGUUUGUUCAAGUUUUUCUAAAGGGUUACACAGAGAGUAGCUAGGUUUGUUAAAGUUUCAACCUUAAGUUGAAUUCGUGGAUUAGCAGUAGGAGGAAAGGGAAGAGAGUAGAUUGUAAGUGUGCCCGUGUGGGAGGAGUGACAGGUUAUAGUGUUAUCCUCUGCAGCUUGUAGAUAUGCGAGUGAGAGUUGUAAAGUUUCUAUCUGUAUAUAUGUCCAAUUCAGGCUUUACUUGGGUUAUAAGUUAUAACAUUGGAGCAUCCUCAAUUGUGAAUUGCAGCAGAUUGGUCAUUUGAAAGAACUUGAAUGGCAGGUUCGUGAUUUGACUGAAUUACCGAAAUGAAAAACAAUUACCGAACUCAAACCCUAGCCUUUGCCGCCGUCGCCCCUCCAACUCCAUUCUCGCCGGUAAAUGUGGACUCUACUUAGCUUGCGUUGUCGCUUUGGAGUAGGCAUCGAUCAAUGCGCUCUCAGGUAGGGCUGCAAACGAGCCGAGUCGAGUCAAGUUUUUGCUUAGCUUGAGCUCGGCUCGUUUAUAAAUUUUUUAGCUCGAGCUCGGCUCGAACUCGAAUUUUGAUUAUCCAGCUCAAGCUCGAGCUCGACUCGAUUAAAAAUAAUCCAGCUCGAGCUCGGCUCGAUAGAGCUCGGUAAAUGCUCAUUAACACAGCUUGUCAAGCUGAGUACAAGCUCGGCUCAAGAUAAGCUCGAUUUGAAACCAUUCUUGCUGAAAAUGUGUACAAAUAAGAACAUUAGAAAUUAAAAAUAAUAAAAAGAACACUAAAAACUAAAAAUAACAUCUAACUUCCAUACGCAUACUUAUUAAAAAGAUAAUUUUCAUGUUCAGAAAGAGUAAUUAAUCCUUCCACAAGCUUUAAACAAGCCAGCUCACGAGCUUAGCUCAACAAGCCACCGAGUCAAGCUAGCUCACGAGCUUAUCAAGCCGAGCAUGGCCUAGCUCAAGCUUGGCUCGUUUACUAACGAGCCGGCUCGCGAGCUGGCUUGUUAAACAACGAAUCGAGUGUCGAACGAGUUUUUUUCGAUUCGAACACCGAAUUGCUCGCGAACAGUUUGGCUCAUUUGCAGCCCUACUCCCAGGCCGCUGUGGGUACUCGGCUGAAGCUCCGUAACAUUGACGACGAUCCUAGUUCUGGGCAAGAAUGGAGUUUGGCAAAUCUCUCCUCAAUCAUCAAUGCCCUUAUCUUGAAGGAGGUGCUAUGUUUUUCUAGAGCAAAUCUUCUCUCUGUCGAUCGCUUGGACGACGAAUCAAACAGAGUUGAUGUUGAUGAUGGUGAAGAUGAUUCGGAUAAGCAGAUAAUUAGCGCCAUUUCAGAUGGGUUCGGAGAAGAAAGAAAUGGCGCAAGAGCUUGCUUGUUUGUUCUCACUAAAGCCCGCGCAAUUCGUCCCUCGUCCAGAUGAUGGACUGAGUUUUCUGUACUCCAAAGUCCAAACUCUUCUUUCUCAACGUAGGCUUGGCCCGAAGGUUCUGGUUUGGUUACUUGGCUGAUUAUGAUGGGCCGAACGUGGGAUUUGGACCACAAAAUAUCAAAGCCCAACGGGUAAUCUAGGAGUAGGAGACCAAUGGACUGGAUGUUGACUGGUGGUGGCACCGCUAACGGCUUGGCCUGGCCAUAGUCCUUCUAGUUGCAUAGAUGAAGGCAAUGAAGCUAUCCAUCCUUCUUGUAAAUCUCUUAUACGCUCGUCUUGACCAGCGGCGUAUUCAGAACAUAGAACACUAUACUGUAUUUAAAUAUAAUAUUAGAUACUAU